This is a messenger RNA of Adineta steineri, 1188 nucleotides long. NCBI's taxonomy places the organism in Eukaryota, Metazoa, Rotifera, Eurotatoria, Adinetida, Adinetidae. The record is from the annotation of a GenBank genome assembly.
AUGGCUGUUUCAUAUGGUCAAUACAUGGGUUACCUCUUUGGUGUUGGUGCGGCAAUACUUGUAGUUAUAUCAAUUGCUAUCUAUGUGAUUAUUUGGAAAUACCCGAACCUGUUUCAUAAAAUACUUCGUUUAAUGUUUCACAUCGAAGUGUACGAUCCCAGCGAAGAAGGAAAAAAGAAAAAAACUGACUCACUGACAACUGCUAGUGAUAGAGCUACGACGUCAGCGACGACGACAUUGCCAGAAGUUCAAGCAUUCGAAUCGCCUUCGUCUGCAAUGCAAACGAUAGACGCUGCAACACGAUCGCGGGCGAUUGAGAUGCAAAUGCCAACAGUAGCUGCACCUGAGAAAUACCUUGAUGUAUAUGGAAAAUACAUUCAUGCUAAUACCUUUUCGAAUAAAUUUUUCUUAGCAAUUAUAAUUGUCACAGUUUUGUUUACCGCUACUAUUGCUUUUUAUCAAGGAAUUUUUCUUGCUAAUAUGACUGUGUAUCCUGAUGAACCAUGUCCCAGUAAUUUCAUACAGAUGGAUUGCUAUUUUGGAAGCGAACAUACCUAUUUUAACUGUACACAAGGUCAACAAACUGACUCACGAUUCGUGAACGGCAGUGCAAUGUGUUUUCGAUGGAUUUUCCGUGAUGUUUCAGUUAAUGAUGUUAUGACACAGUUUGGUGCUUGUUAUGGGCUUUUAAAUGCAUUUCUUGCUAUCAUACAGGUUGUGCUACGCUUUCUACUAUAUUCCUUCACAAAACGUUUGGCGACUGAAAAUGAAGAUACAACGUCGAACGCAAUUCCAACUCAAACAGCAGAAACAGCAGUGACAUCAACAUCUGUUGAAGAUCAAGAAACAAAGCAUAGAAAAGCAAAAUACGUAUAUAUACAUAAAUACUUACUUCAAGCAAACCUUCUUGCUUUACACUUAGUGAUGUUCGCCGCUUUCAUCCCUAUAUUUAUAUUUAUCGGUAAAAAAGUAAACACCACAGUUUUAACGUAUCUUAUUUUGGCAACCAUUGUCAUGAUGGCGAUGAUAGCCCUUUUAUGGAUCGUACGAAUUGACGUAUUUGAAAAUGAUUUUAUAAAAGCAGAUCCUGUACAACAAUCGCUAUCAAAAGCUGUUGGCAGGCUUGACCAGCUAAAAAAAGCUGGAAGCACUAUAAUCAGUUAUUUUCCCUGUGGAAAUAAUGGAUAA